This is a messenger RNA of Sphaeramia orbicularis (orbiculate cardinalfish), 1158 nucleotides long. It is a transcript of the gene psmb11b, whose product is annotated as proteasome 20S subunit beta 11b. Gene Ontology annotation, cellular component: proteasome core complex; cytoplasm. Bases 1 to 1158 code for a protein of 385 amino acids. The record is from RefSeq and is a predicted model, not a curated record. The transcript has a single exon. Lineage: Eukaryota; Metazoa; Chordata; Actinopteri; Kurtiformes; Apogonidae.
AUGGCUCUACAGGACUUAUGCAAUUACCACGACAUCCUUGUGGACGAUGCAACCUCUGAAUCAGCUCCAUUUGGAAAAAGGAUCGGAUUUAAGAACAUGAGUGGUUUAACGUUAAGGAAUAGCACAAGUCUGUUUAAGUUUUACAUACCAGCUCCAGAGUACCUAGAGGGAAGUCCAAUACAAUUUGGGCAAGUCAGCACCAUCCAGAGCUCCAAAGACAUUUUACAUCCAGACUCCAUCCUUCAGUCCCUCUCCUCACUCACAGCUCCUCCACUGGCUUCCUCCCAGUCGGUGCCUCUGCCUUUUCCAAUGUCUCAUGGCACCACCACUCUGGCUUUCAUGUUCCAGGGUGGUGUGUUGGCUGCAGCAGACACUCGUUCCAGUUGCUCUGGACUGGUGGCAUGCCCAGCUGCCCAGAAGAUCCUGCCUAUACACAGUCACUUGGUGAGUACAACCUCUGGGACUUCAGCAGACUGUGCACUUUGGAAACGGAUUCUGGCUCGGGAAUUACGGCUAUACCAACUCCGCCACGGCAGGCGUUUGUCCACAGGUGGAGCUGCUAAAUUGCUCUCUCACAUGCUUCAUCCAUUUAAGGGAACUAAGCUGUGUGUGGCUGCUACAUUAUGUGGGUGGGAUGGAGGAGAGGUUGAAGAAUGCCGUGACCAAGAUUUUGAUCUCAAGGACUGCAGAGAAGUCACAAAAAGUCAAGUGAGAUCUCUGGAAAAGUCUCUAGAUGCCAGUUUGGAUAAAGCUCAAAGAGCCUCUUUGGAGGCUGAUGGACAGCUGUCCCUCACUAGGAAGAAGCAGAGUUUCUCAGGACCAAGGCUGUUCUAUGUGUGCAGCGAUGGGACUCGUCUGCAGGGAUCGUUAUUUUCUGUGGGCUCAGGAUCACCUUAUGCAUACUCAAUCUUAGACCAAGGGGUUGAAUGGAAACUGACAGUUGACGAAGCAAUUUCAAUAGCCAGAGAGGCUGUAUACAGAGCAACACACAGGGAUGCGUAUUCAGGGAACUUUGUAGACAUCUAUCACAUUUCCUCUAAAGGCUGGACUCGCAGAAGCAGAGAGGAUUUGAAAGAGGAAUAUUAUAGAGAAAAGGAAAAGCGAACAAAAGAGAAGAGGGAUGUAGCAGGACUUGACUCUGUCUGUGCAGAGAAAUAA